CCACGAGACGUUGCGGGGAAUCGUUGCGUCUCUUUCACUCCGCCUGUGAUAUCACGUGUAUUUGUGAUAUGGUUUCUAAGCAACUAGCAAGAUUAGUUUCCAAGUCAAAUAUAUAAAUGUUAUAUAGUAUGUAUGGCAACUGAAGUGCCAAUGACAGGAGUGGACAUCGCAGUGGAAGGAGCCUGCAAAACGAGACUGAGAGAGCAACGAGAAAGGCAAGAGGAAGAGGCAGGAUGGAUACCCAUACUGAGAGCCCCCCGAAACCACUGUUGGUGUUGAUGGUGGGCAAAAGUAGGGUGCGAGAGACGGGGAAUGCUACCACUCUAGAGAGACUGAGGACGCAUGUGGAGGCGAGCGGUUGGAGCUGCGACCUGCGCGACCCGGAGGACCUGCCCGACGCCGCGGCGGUGACUGCCGCUGUGGCCAGCUGCGACGUCGUGCUCGGCCUGCACCUCUACCGCAGUGGCCCGGUGCUUGCAGCCUGCAGGGCGCUGAAGGUGCCCUAUGUGGCGUGCUGCGGAGGCACGGAUGUGAACGAGUGCCUGCAGGUCCCGGCCAGGAACGCCGUCAUGCAGGAGGCCGUGGCGGGGGCGGUGAGCCUCCUCGCCUUCACUGCCGCCAUGAAGGAGGCUGCGCUGGCUGCCUGGCCGUUUCUCCAGCCCGAGCGUGUGAGGGUGCUUCCACAGGCGGUCUCCGUGUGUCCCGAUGACGCCUUCGAUGUGGCUCAUUUCUUGAGGUCGCUGGACGGAGACCAAGCUAAGCAAGCGGAGAUAGUGAAUGAAAGCUUUUACAAGAUCAGCGAAAGAGGAUUAGCUCCAGGACAAACCUCGGUGCCUUUCAACGGUUCUUCGUCUACCAUUACACAGGGUGUUCCGAGGACGCAGUCAAGCUUGCCAAAGGACGUGGGAUACCCACUGGUAGUGUUGAUAGCAGGACUUCGACCAGUUAAGGACGUACUGUAUGUAGCUGAGGCUUGGAGCAACUGGAAUGCUAAGCGAGAGGGCCGAGGAAGGCUGCUCAUCAUGGGCCCCGCUCUCGAUGCUCACUAUGCUCGCCAGGUUCACUCUGAAGCAUCCAGAUGGUGCGGUGUAAGGGUGGCAAACAGCCUGAAGCCACCUGAGUGCCACGCAGUCAUCGCAAGUGCCACUGUGUUGUUAAAUUCCUCCUUGAGUGAAGGCAUGUCUGCAGCUGUACUGGAGGCCAUGGCCUUGGGCACGCCCGUGUUGGCUCGGGACAUUCCGGGCAACCGUGCGGUGGUGCGGCACGGACAGACGGGCAUGCUCUUCUCCUGCCCCGACGCCUUCGUGCAGCAGCUGAACCGCCUCCUGGACGAGCCCGCCCUCGUGGCCGCCGUCACCGCCAACGCACAAGCCUACGUCGCCGCCCACCACCACCCUCGCGAGGAAGCCGCCACCCUCUCAGUCGUCCUCCGGGAGGCCGCUGCCCGCAGGCACAACGCCGACUGGCAGGAAGAACUUGUGUAGACCUUGGCAGUGCAGGAAGCUGUGAGAAUUAGACGAUAUUUAUGUAUCUCCCCCCCCCCCCUCUCUCUCUCUCUCUCUCUCUCUCU
Molecule: messenger RNA, 1570 nt
Organism: Penaeus indicus
Lineage: Eukaryota; Metazoa; Arthropoda; Malacostraca; Decapoda; Penaeidae
Product: glycosyltransferase 1 domain-containing protein 1-like
Exons: 8
Coding region: 234-1484 (416 amino acids)
Molecular function (GO): glycosyltransferase activity
Source: RefSeq, a predicted model, not a curated record